Platichthys flesus (European flounder) is the source of this 1485-nucleotide messenger RNA. RefSeq lists its product as uncharacterized. The transcript is spliced from 5 exons. Bases 198 to 983 code for a protein of 261 amino acids. Gene Ontology annotation, cellular component: external side of plasma membrane; membrane raft. Gene Ontology annotation, biological process: T cell activation; interleukin-15-mediated signaling pathway; positive regulation of ERK1 and ERK2 cascade. The record is from RefSeq and is a predicted model, not a curated record. Gene Ontology annotation, molecular function: MHC class II protein binding; protein tyrosine kinase binding. Lineage: Eukaryota; Metazoa; Chordata; Actinopteri; Pleuronectiformes; Pleuronectidae.
UAACACAUUUUCUUCUACUAGUUUAUGUCUUUUAUUUUUCAUGUUGUCACAUGUCUAUACUGGAGGAAGUGAGCAUGUGUUGGUGUUUGAAAGAGGCAAAGACACUUCUGGAAAUGAAACCGCCCUAAACUGGUAGUAUAUUAUAGACAGGCUAAGUGUAGUUAUAGUUCUGUGCACACAAGAAGGUCUGACAGAGAAUGGCUCCACUUCUGUUUCUCCUCAUUUUGUUGCCUACAAUUGACGCUUCACAGGAGAGAUUACAUCUCUUCCACACGCGUGGCGAUGAAGCUGUUCUGCCCUGUAACAUCGUAUCUUCAUCUACGAGGUGCUCCAUGGUUACGUGGAUGUUCAACCGGGCUCAGAAGGAGAACACUGUUACUCUGCACGAUGGCUUUGACAGUAUCCCGGGUCUGAGUGUGGGCAGUAACUGUUCUCUGCUCAUCACCAACGUCAGUGAUGAAGAUGCUGGUCGGUACUUCUGUGAGCUGAAGAGCAGUCGUCAUCAAAAAGCCUUACCUGUGAUUCUCACCGUCUUCACCGUCUCUUGGCUCCCAGCAGACCCAGUCGGGGGCCUGGUGAUAGAGUGCGCUCUGGAAAGACCCUUUUUGUUCAGCUCCUGUGUGGAAAAAAGGUUCCGUUGGCUGGAUAAAGGGACAGGAGCUGUGCUUUCAGGGGAAGACGUCUCGUUCAACAAUACAAGGGACAGAUGUGUCUCCUCUCUCCAUGUGGACAGGCGCCACAACAGGAGUUAUACCUGCCAGUAUGUUGAUGGGUUCAUGCAGGUGAAGAUACAGGCCGACUACACACCGGCUGCCGAAGAUUCCUCCGGCUGCUCCUGUUCCUCAGAGUCCUCAGAGUCCUCAGAUCUCUCAGGUUCCUCAGGCUGGUCUCCUCUGAGCUACGUGAUGUUGACUGUGCGUGUUGCAGGACUGAUCCUCUUGAUCACAAUCACUGCUCUUAUGAUCAGAGACAGAGGAAACUAAAAGCCGCUGGAAGACGACCAAUCUCCCUCGGACAAAGAUUUCUGCCCCCUGGUGGUUUCUGGAACAUUUGGAGCAGAUUCAGCUCUGUGUGGCUUCACUACACCAUCGUAUCUAUAAAUGUUCAUGUCAUCUCUAUACAGCCUCAACAUAUUUAAAGUGUUUAUGCAAUAAUUGAACCUGUGAAUCAAAGAAAUGUGCUGUAUAAUUUAAAUUACUUGACAAACAUGAAUAAUAACAUGGUUACUAUCACUUGACAUAUGCUGUUUUAUAAAUAAAGUUGACAUGGAUCAACGAUAAGCAGAUAAAGUGUCCAACUAGCCUUGGUGAAGGAAUGUGCACUUCUAUUUUCAGAAAUUACUCAUAAACGAUAGUGAAAGAAUGAACACAUGUUGGUGCCAAUCCUCUUUAGCUAUGUUUUUUUUAAAUGCUUUUGUUGCAGGAAUACAACAAAUAAUGUAGUGUGGUGAAAAUGAAUAAAUAAAUAAAUUCAAGGGAGAAAAUA